UGGUACUGCAAUCGCCGCGCAGAUUGAGUGCGUGGGGAUGAAUGCUGAGAUAGAACCUCAUAUAUUAAAAAUGUUCGAGAUUAAGAAGAGGAUAGGGAAAGGAGCUUAUGGAAUAGUUUGGAAAGCAUUGAAUAAAAAAACAAAAGAAAUUAUUGCAUUGAAAAAAAUCUUCGAUGCAUUUCGCAAUCAAACUGAUGCACAGAGAACAUUCAGAGAGAUUGCAUUUCUUCAAAAUUUCGGUAAUCAUCCAAAUAUUGUACGGUUAUAUAAUGUAAUACGUGCAAGUAGUGAUAAAGAUAUCUACUUAGUAUUUGAAUUUAUGGAAACAGAUUUGCAUAAUGUAAUUAAAAAAGGCAAUAUAUUAAAUGAUGUACAUAAACAAUAUAUCAUGUAUCAAUUAUUGAAAGCAACAGCUUAUUUACAUUCAGGUGAAGUAAUACAUCGAGACCAAAAGCCAUCAAAUGUUCUACUGGAUUCUGAUUGUUUAGUAAAAUUAUGUGAUUUUGGUUUAGCACGUUCAUUAAAAGGUCGAAAUAUGAAAUAUGAUAAUGGUAAUGGUAAAAUCAAUUGUAAAACAUUACUACCUGCAUUAACUGAAUAUGUAGCAACACGUUGGUAUCGUGCACCAGAAAUUCUAUUAGCAUGUCAUGAUUAUACAAAAGGUGUUGAUAUAUGGAGUUUAGGUUGUAUAUUAGGUGAAAUGUUAAUUGGUACACCAUUAUUUCCUGGUACAUCAACAUUAGAUCAAAUAGAACGUAUUAUGGGUGGAUUACCUAAGCCUAGUCCAGAAGAUUUAGCCAGUGUAAAAAGUCCAUACAGUUCAUCGAUUUUACAAAAAGCACAUAUCAGAAAUCGCCGUUCAUUAGAUCAAUUAUUAAUAAAUGUUGAUAAGACAGCAACUGAUCUUUUGUAUAAAAUGUUACAUUUCAAUCCGCAUAAACGUAUCACAGCAUUGGAAGCUUUAAAACAUCCAUAUGUUCGCAAAUUUUACUCCCCAAAUGAAAUAAUGAUCAUGAAUCAUCAUGUCACUCCACCGUUGGAUGACAAUAUUCAGUUAACUGUUUCUGAAUAUCGUGAUCGUUUAUAUCAAAUGAUCAGUUCUAAGAAAACCAACACAACAACAACAAUCAUGGUUCAGAAUGGUAUUAACAAAACGGAUUCUACCGAAAGAAAAACUGUCAUCACUGGAAUUCCCCAACCUAUUCCUUACUCAACAUAUUCACAUAAUAAAAAGCGAUCUACUACUAAAGAGCAUCCAUCUUCAAAUCAUCAAACAACAAUAAUUAAGAGACAAGAUCUUCAACAUUAUCAUCAACACCAGGAGCAACAGCAGCAACAAUCAAACCAAAAGGACACUCCUCAGGGUCAUUGCGACGAUAACAGCAACAACAACAACACCAAGUCUAAUAAAAAAAAUCAUGUAGUAUGUGUACAAGUGAAUCUAUUACAUAAAGAGCCACAAAAUCAUUCAAUCAAUGAUCAUCAUGAUAUAGUGGCAAUUUUAACACCAAAAUUAACAUCAAUGUCAUUAGCUAAUGGCAUUAAUAAUAAUACGAAUUGUAAUAUGACUGGGUUCAAUAAUAAUGCCAAUCAAUUACACGAUAGUCAUCAGAUUAAUGGUAAUACUAAUGAUUAUGAUUAUAAUGACAACGUGAAUGAUGAUAAAUAUGAUGUAUUUCAUCGAUCAGCAUCAUUAUCACUACCAUCGACUAUAACGUCUACGACAGGAGCAACCAUAACAGCACAAGCUAAAACAGUUCAAUCAAAACAGCAUUAUCAAAUGCGAUCAAUAUCUCAAAAUUCUAAGGCUAAUUCAAACUUAUCAACUGUUCAUUAUAGUCCAGUGAUUCGUUCGAAUUCAGUGAACAAAAUGACAAUGAAUGAUUAUCAGCCAUCGAAAAGAUAUUUAACCAUUACUCCAUUAUGUUAUCCAAAUCAAUUGAUAUCCAAAUCAGAUAUUAUUAAAUCAACUACAAUGACAAAUCAACAAUCAUAUAGUCGAUUAAAUCAAUAUAAUAAUAAUAAUAAUAAUAGUAGUAAUCGUAGUGGUAGUAGUCAUAGUAACCAUUAUAAACAAAAACAUUCAAAUCGUUCCAGUUUAAAUUCUAGUUCCAAUUCACGAAUGAAAACAUCAAAUUAUUAUUAUUAUUUUACUGCUAAUGGAACAGAUCAAUAUUCAUUAUUACCUAAUUAUAGUAAUUCAUUUGAAAAUGUUAUGGUAAAUUCACAAAGAAUUGUUGGUUUGAAUUAUUCACAACUACAUGAAAAUCGUCAUAUAUCAUCUCAACCAGAAAAUUUACCCUUAGAUCAUGAGUAUGAUUAUCUUCAAGGAACAAAUGAUAGAUAUGAAUAUUGUAAGAAUAAUUCUAAUAAUUCUAGCCAUUGUUUCUUAUACAAUGAAAAACAUUGUUCAACAUCAAAUAUUCAAAAAAAUUUAUUAAAUGAUAGAACUGACAUUAGUAUGCAUAAAACUAGUCCAAAUGAGUAUCAGAAUGGAAUUUCAAAAGUUUCAUCAUCUAUUAUUGAAUUACCACCAAAUGUUGUACAGUCAACAAAUAAUAUCUCUAAUAAUAUUAAUGAAACUAUAAUUGGACCUAUUUCAUAUAAAUCAGUCAAUGAAAUGACACGUAAUCACAGUCAUAAUAGUCAUAGAAAUAAUAAAGAAACCAUAAUCAAUGAUAAAAAUUCAAUAAAACAAUCAAUUGAUGAAACCUCUUUAACAAAUCAAUAUUUUCCUAAUCUUCAACAAAAUAGAAGAAAUAAUAAUAAUAAUCAAUCUAAUUAUGAAUCAUUAUCUUUAUUGAAUAUUAAUCAAAAAUUAAAAAUUAUUCAAGGUUCAACCGAUAUUCAAAAUUCAAUGUUUCAAUCAAAAAUAUCUACAUCAUUAAAUAAUCUUAAAGCUAAAUUUCAUAACAAUCAAUCACAGCAACAACAACCACCACCACCACCACCACCACAACAACAACAACAACAACAACCACAGCAACAUCAGCACAAUUAUCGAAGACAUUCAUCAGAUCAUAAUAGAUCUAAGUAUAAUUAUAAUAAUCAAUCAAUUAAUCAAUUAAAUAAUGAUUAUCAUUAUCAAAAGACAACAAAAGAUGAACAUGAUUUAGAUCCUAAUUUAUAUCAAACAUCAUUAAAACAACAUACUUUAACAAAUCCUUCACUAUUGAACAAUCAAGAAAAUUUAUCCAUAAAACGAUAUCAAACAGAAUUAGUUCCAUUGAAUAAUUAUGAUUCAUUAAAAGUAAAUGGACAACAUUAUCAAGUGCAUACAGUAAUCACUCAUAAUAAUAAUAAUAAUACACUUUAUAAUAGUGAUCAAUCCGAUCAACGUUUACCUACUAAACAACUUCAUAAUCGUAUCAUUUCAUUAAGUGCUAUUCAUAAUCAUGAUCAUCAUUAUCAUCAUGAACAAUCUAAAGAUCAAACACAUUUGACAAGAUUUAACUCGACAAAUAAUAAUUUAGAUACACAUUGGAAUAACAAAAAUAAAUCAAUGAUCAUUUGUAAUGGAUCAAGUAAUAAUUCUUCUUCAAUAAAUCAUCAAAUAGUUACAACUAGUCAAUUACUUCAAACAACAACAACAAUAACAACAACCAUAGCAACAACACCACCACCACCAUCAUCAUCAUCAAAACCAAUCAUAUUGGAUUCAUUAAAGAUAACAAAUUUUCUUCAUCAAUAUCAAAAUACUCACUUAAUAAAACCAAAUUCAUUCAUAAAACAAUCAAUGAAAAAUGUAAAAUUAUGA
This is a messenger RNA of Schistosoma haematobium, 3757 nucleotides long. Its product is annotated as Mitogen-activated protein kinase 15. Gene Ontology annotation, molecular function: MAP kinase activity; ATP binding. Gene Ontology annotation, biological process: intracellular signal transduction; protein phosphorylation. The record is from RefSeq and is a predicted model, not a curated record. The transcript is spliced from 15 exons. Bases 38 to 3757 code for a protein of 1239 amino acids. Gene Ontology annotation, cellular component: cytoplasm; nucleus. Lineage: Eukaryota; Metazoa; Platyhelminthes; Trematoda; Strigeidida; Schistosomatidae.